Molecule: messenger RNA, 2026 nt
Organism: Neopelma chrysocephalum (saffron-crested tyrant-manakin)
Lineage: Eukaryota; Metazoa; Chordata; Aves; Passeriformes; Pipridae
Gene: D2HGDH
Product: D-2-hydroxyglutarate dehydrogenase
Exons: 9
Coding region: 271-1809 (512 amino acids)
Cellular component (GO): mitochondrion
Molecular function (GO): FAD binding; catalytic activity
Source: RefSeq, a predicted model, not a curated record
UGGAGGCCCGGCGCACCGCGCCUCCAAGCCACGGGAAAAUCCUUGUCUUCUCCCGGUUUAUCGGGAUAAUCCCGGGCCUCCCCGCCCGACCCGGGUUAAUUUAACCCCAAUGGGUGCGUGGCGCUGCGCUGUCUCAGCGGAAGAGACUCGCUGAGGCUCUAAACCAGCGGUGCGUCCCCCACACAGGGCCGCGUCCCCUCACGGCGAAGGUGGGGGGGGGGGAAGAAGGGGACGAGGUGACAAAGCCGCGGAUUUCCAGGACGAGGGGCCAUGGCUUCGCCGGCCCUGCGGGCUUUGCUGAGGGGCUGCCGCGGGAGGGUCUUGCGGCCCCGGGGGGCCCCGCCGGGCAGGGGUUCGGCUGAGGUGGUGGCGACGAGCGAGCGCUACGCGGUGCGGAGGCUGCCCUUCGCCCGGCUCGGUGACAGCGAUGUGGCGUUCUUCGAGAGGGUGAUGCCUGGCAGGGUGGUCACCGGCGAGGAGGUGAAGCCCUUUAACGUGGACUGGCUGAAGUCGGUGCGAGGCUGCAGCCAGCUGGUGUUGAAGCCACAGACAACAGCAGAGGUGUCUCAGAUUCUCAGGUACUGCUAUGAGAGGAACCUGGCAGUGACCCCGCAGGGGGGUAACACGGGCCUCGUUGGGGGCAGCGUUCCCGUCUUUGAUGAGAUCAUUCUCUCUACUGCUCUCAUGAACCGGAUCAUCAGCUUUGACAAGGUGUCAGGAAUCCUUGUGUGCCAAGCUGGCUGUGUCUUGGAGAGACUCAGCGAGUACUUGGAGGAGCAGGGGUUUAUCAUGCCGCUCGACCUGGGAGCCAAAGGCAGUUGCCACAUCGGGGGGAACGUGGCCACCAACGCCGGAGGCCUGCGGCUCUUGAGAUACGGCUCACUGCGAGGGACGGUGCUGGGCCUGGAAGUGGUGCUGGCUGAUGGCUCAGCUGUGGACUGCCUGGCCUCUCUGCGCAAAGAUAACACGGGCUAUGACUUGAAGCAGCUCUUCAUUGGAUCUGAGGGGACCUUGGGAGUUAUCACUGCUGUCUCCAUACUCUGUCCUCAGAAACCUAAGGCUGUAAACGUGGCAUUCCUAGGCUGUCAGAGUUUCGCUAAGGUUCUGGAAACAUUCACAACCUGCAGAGCCAUGCUGGGUGAGAUCCUGUCUGCUUAUGAAUUCAUGGAUGAGAAGUGCAUGGAAUUGGUUGAGAGACAUCUCAAGCUGUCCAGCCCAGUGAGAGGCAGCCCUUUUUAUGUUCUAAUUGAAACUUCGGGCUCCAACUCAACCCACGAUGAAGAAAAAUUGAACAACUUCCUAGAACAGGCCACGGCUUCUGGUUUGGUCACCGAUGGAACUGUGGCAACGGACGAUAAGAAAAUAAAGACGCUGUGGAGCCUGCGGGAGAGGAUCACAGAGGCCCUCACUCACGAGGGUUACGUGUACAAGUACGACAUCUCUCUGCCUGUGGGAAAGCUCUAUGACCUCGUGACUGACAUGAGGGCUCGGCUGGGCCAGAGUGCCAAGAGCGUGGUGGGCUACGGCCACUUGGGAGACGGGAACUUGCACUUGAACAUCACGGCGGAGUCCUACAGCCAUUCCCUGCUGGAUGCCAUCGAGCCCUUCGUGUACGAGUGGACUGCGAGGUGCAGUGGGAGCAUCAGCGCAGAGCACGGGCUGGGCUUCAAGAAGAAGCAGUUCAUUCAGUACAGCAAACCCCGCGAGGCAGUGGCGCUCAUGCAGCGCUUCAAAGCCAUGCUGGACCCCAAAGGGAUCCUCAACCCCUACAAGACUCUGCCCUCGGCUCCUGAGAGCAGCACACGCUGAGGGACCAGCGGAGGGUGGCCCGGUACCUGCACUUUAGCCAUAAACACACUGGUGCAUCAGUAAGCACGUGGAGUGCUCCGUGUUUGAUUUAUUUAUUGGGAUGGAACAAGUAAAGGAUCAUGGUUGCUCUUUUCAGGGGUGCCUGCUCUUGCUGAAGGACACACUACUGUGCUUCCUGUUUAAUCUGAACACUGAAACCAAAAAUGCAGGUACUGUG